Molecule: messenger RNA, 8502 nt
Organism: Rodentolepis nana
Lineage: Eukaryota; Metazoa; Platyhelminthes; Cestoda; Cyclophyllidea; Hymenolepididae
Source: the annotation of a GenBank genome assembly
AUGAAUCCUGACAAUGAAAAUUCUAAUUUUGAUAUGAUUGAAAAUGUUGGACCCGAUUCACCACCAAUUCUUCAGCAAUUAUUUAGCAAUUCUGAAUCUCUUGAAGAAAUUGACUUCCCUACAAACGAUUUAAAAAUAUUGUCAAAAUGUGUGAAAGCUAUUUCUUGGACUGUUCCAGUCGAACCGAAUCGUUCCUUGGAAAAGGUUUUGUUGGCUUGCAAUGCGCUUGCUGAAAAUGGAGAGUACAAUAAUUGUCCUUAUUUCAAGCAGUUUUUCGAAGAUAUUGCUGUUAGUGUAUUUGAAAAGUUACUGUGUGACAAAGCUGGUCAACUUUGGGAUGAUUUGACAAAUCAUUAUAUUUUUGGACAUUGCCUUCUUACUGUUCGGAUAUUUGCACUAUUAGCGGGUUGUGAUAAUGUCGAUAUCUUUCGCCUUAUGGAACUGAUGUUUAAUCCUGAAUCAAACUUUCAUUUGCGUUGUAAUAUGGAUGCACACGGUAAUAACCAUAUCAGAUUCGGGAACGAUUUCAGUUAUAUUGCAAAAUUCGACUUUAUUGCAUCAAAACUUCCGGAAUUAGAUUCUUCUACAGAGCACGCGAAUCUUAUGGUAGUUUGUUUUCAUUUUCCUUUGAAUGACCAUCAUUUAGUUAUAUUGCGACUCAAAUGCGGUGGUUUUGAUAAUCUUCUAAGUCGUUUUCAGUGCAUUCAAGGAAAACCGAUGCCCGUACCUUUGAUAUACACCUACCUCAAGCCUUUUCGACUUUGCUCAAAUCUUUUGACAAACGAUGUUAGGAAGCAUUAUAUUGCACCAAUCAUCGACAUCGUGUUGAAUGUGAUAAAGUGCCUCAGCGAAGGUGACGUUGGGCAGUUACUUCGAGAUAAUCAAAGGGGUUCUUUUCUAGGCGAUUUCAGCAUAAUCCGUAAUUUGCAUUUGUGCAGUAUUGGAAGCUCGACCUUUGCUCAAGACGCUGUCGAUAAUAUUCAUCUUGAUUUGAUCUUGAAAGUCAUGAAGAUAGACCUCUUUGGGGCUAAAAUGAGCGCUCUAACUGAAAUCAAUAACAAUAUUGAGGCAUCAAACCGAUUGUCCGUUAAUUCCUACAUCUCAAAGGAAAAGCUUCUUAAUUGUCUCAAAGCAAAUAAGAUUUUAUCAAAUCUGUUGCGAGAGAAUUUACAUCAACCGCAAUAUGUAAAGAAAUUGGCACGAAUAGUGAGGUUCCUGCUCGAAAAUGAUGCUUUGAGCUUUGAAGAAUUGGAUGAAAUCUGGCGCACUCAGACUGGGAGACAUGAUGUCAUUGCUCAGAACGUCGAGUUACUUAUUAUUCAAUCGGUUAAGUAUUUUUCUGCUGGUCAUCUUGAUCAACUUUUUGACUCUUUCAAGGCGACGCUGCUCGGUUCACCUAAACAACAGCAGGAACGUGUUAUUCGAUUAAUUCCUCGCCUUGUUGCAGAAGAUCCAACUGGGAUGGCUCAAAAUGCUGCUGCGUUUCUUUGGGAGUUGAGCAUCCGACCGCUCCUCUUGCCAGAGAUCAAUUUAACAGCUUUAGAGACUCAUUACGAAGUUCUUGCCAUCACCAUUCGAACUGGACUUGGUUUUGUGGAGCGUUGGCUCGGGGAUUUUGCUGAAAUCAUAAAAAACAACACUAACGACUUUGCUACAGAUUGUGCUGCUCGACAAAUGGUUAAAGUGUUUCCCUUGCUGAACUAUGUAAAUAAGAAAGAGAUGUUAACUAGGAUAUUAUCAAAUGGACUUAUUGAUGAUUGUAUUAAGGGUCUUAAAAAGUUUGUGGACAAGCACAUUAAAAUUUCGAGAGCGAAUGGAUUGGAAUCAAUUUCAUCACCGGCUCCAUCGACAAGCUCAACGCUAAGUCGAGGAGAGUUAACUGCAAAUAUGUUUGAAUCGAUUUCAGCUUUGAAGUCCACUUCUUCCGAAGCCUUUCACCACGCCGCAUCCUAUUGUUGUCAGAUUCGUGAUCGGCUUGGUUUGAUAUAUUUUCUCGGGACAGAGUCGGAUGAGUACUUGACGAUCGCGCAAUUAAAUCAAUUGUGGAAUUGUCUCGUUGGUGAUGUGAUGACAGAGGCGGCGGAUCAUGAAACCUCCUCCAAUGACACGGACUCACUUGUUGGAGGGAUUUCUUCUUCUUUUUCAGAUACCAUCGAGGGUCGCAAUAUAAGUUUCAGGUGGUUCAGUCCCGCUACCAAUAGUCUCGUGCGCCCCUUUGCUUCUCACUUUUUCAAAAAGAACAUAAUGAAAAUCAAACCAGAGCUCUUUACUCCCGCUGCCAUAGAGCUUUUCAAGGAUUUCUUUGUAUUCGUUAAUUUUGAGAGCGGAGAAGGCGAUAUUGAUCCAGAUAAUCCUAUGGGAAUCGACUUUCUUUGGAAUAUUGUUCUGACUGCUAAUGAUAAGGUGGCUCAAAUCGGCAUUGAAAUGCUCUUGGAUAUAUUAAUUAAAACACGCAUGGGUGGCACAUUGGGUUCCAAUUUCACCAGCAAAUGUCGUGACUGUCUCAAAAUUAGUUUCGACAAGAUUCUUGAAAAUCUACGAAUCUACGGUAUCUCCUCUGCAGAUGGCAGCUUGAGCAGAAUCUACGGCUCAGCUUUUCAAAAACAAAACGCUUUAGCCAUAUUUGUGCGCGAUGUUGAACAGGACUUGGUGGUUAUUGAUAGGGUAAUUCGCGUUCUUCGCUGUUUCCUCAUUGAGAGUGGGCGUAAUUUUGUGAUUCUUCGCUCGAGACUGCCUCUUUUCCAGUCAUGGUGCGGAUCCACGUUACUUGUCACGGUCAAAUUUGAAGCGAUCGUGGAAGACACAGAUGUCGAUAGAGAGUUGAAUAAAAUCGGAGCAAAUGGUGGAUUUAAGUAUUCCUCCCUAGUUCGAUACAUUGAGUCUCAUGCUAACGAGACACUUUACAAUUUACGACGGCGUAUACUCAUCUUGCGUUUGAUGGAUGUUCUUUCGUCUUCAAAUUUUUUCUCUGAAAGUGAUGAUGAAGCUAGUAAAAACGCUAAGAUAGCUAGCCUUGUGGACAGGUUUUCCGUUAAGCUAGAUAUUCCAGCAACUACACCUCUCAAUAUCAGUCUUUCAACCUAUCUACUAAUUAAUCCGUGCGAAUUUUUUUUCAACGAGGAAGACGCUACCAAUGUGGUCAGCUUCGAUGCUAUGCUUGUAUUGAUUUCAAAACGCGGAUUUCAACAUGACUCGGAGGACCCCGUUGAGGAAGAAAUUCCACAAAGGAACAUAAGUGAGUUCUCUUCUUCCUCUUCACCAGGUAACUGCUCUUCCCCAAUAUAUGAGAGAGAGGAAGAGGUUGAUUGCGCUUCUCCUCCACUUGCUCUUGAGGGAAAUGAAAAUAGUUUAUCCCGAUCAUCUCUGCUAGGCUCCUCGUCACAUCUUCAAAACUCCCUAAAGUCCGACCUUGAGCCGUUCGAUCAAUCAGAUGGAGAUAUGCCUAACAUAUUUACGGAGGCCAAUUUACCAGAUUAUAUUAUAUCGGAAGAUGCGAACUUUGUUCGACUUCUUUUCGAUAUUGGAAACAUGACUUUUUUCUUGGACAUGGACGAACUUCGAGAUAGGAUUUUUGACGUUCUUUUCUCUAUUCCUAUCAACGUGACCUACCAGAAGGCUCUCCAAACAUGUUUUUUCUCGCCUACUGAGUUGAACAGACUCAAGGAUCUCUUGAACACCUCGUUCUGUGUCCUAAAUAUCCCCGGUUCUUCUCGGCAGAAUUGUGAUGAUUUCGAACACGGUGGUAUUACUCAGCAAUUGUACUUCCUUCAGAUUAUUUACGCCAAUUUAUAUCCCUCUACAUCGGCCAAAACUAGUGAUCCAGUGCACAUCGUCUUUUCGGAAGAAACUUUCUCUUACAUGCAUUCAUUUCUACGAAAUGGUGGCUUAUCGACCCUCCUUUCAUCUUCAAUACUACAAAACAGCAAAGCUUUACCUACAAGGCCGCUAUCCAGACUAGUUUUUCUGUGGAUAUGUCGACUGGUUAAUCUUUGUCUUUAUUGUUGUAUACUCACUCUAAACGAGGUAAUGACCGUUGAAGAUCCUCACCACCGCGGUUUGUUCACUCUUUGUCAAAUGGUGACACAGUUGGAAAUGCCUUUUUGCGAUUCCAUCAUGGCCAAGUAUGCCCAGGCUUAUGCCAUCUAUGCUCGAUUACAGGGGGUGAAUUGUAAUGAAAUUCGUGCGAAUUGGCUGGCAGUGCCUCCACAGUCAUGUAGAAGACUGCGAGAUUUCAUUUGGAUGAUCAGUUCUGUUCAUUCGGCCUCCCGCAUUGGUUCCCCUGUCCUUUCUGAAUCCGACAUUUCUGCAUCAUUGAAAGCUAAUCUCACUCCUUCACAGGAUAGUGGAUGCAUCUCCCCAAGGGUCACCGCCUUCUCAAGCCAACCUGCAGAUGUGUCUACUGCUACAUGCACCUUUUCAACAACAUGUGGUCUCAAACCCGCCGCUCUCCAGACCUUCUUUUAUGUUGGCCAAUGGGACACGAAUCUCUUCUCUGCUGACUGUCUUCGUAUGCUCACACCGAUUAAAGGCAAGAUUGAACCGAAUAAUGCCCUGAUCCCUCAUCUUCUUAAUCUUCAAUCUGGUCGAACCCCCGGAUGUCUUUCCACCUCCGCAAUAUCGUCACUUACCUACUUACUCUCUCUAUCCCCCGACACUGACUUGAUUGCUUGUCACAGUGACGAUGAAGUCCUCAAAAGCUGGCUCGAUUUCUUUCGAUCUGUCCUUUUCCAAUCUUCUUCUACUAAUAUUCGAUGCCUAUCAGCUAUCUCUGCGCAUGCUGUGAUAUCCUGCGGUCAGAUGUCAUUCACUUCCCAUACUUCCGUGCUGGAAAUAUGCGAAUUCAUGCUUAAGUAUCUUAUCCAAAUUAUAAAGGAGGCUGAUUAUGACAAUACGCUUCAUUGUUCAGAAGGCGUCAAGUUAUUCCUGUGGAUAAUUGGACAUUUGGUCGCGUUUAACCACAUUCCAUCAUUCAUUCCCCAGAUAUUUGUUGAUGAGUGGAAUUGGCUACUUAAUUCGAUCAAAACAAAUUCAGUUGCCGAAGACGAAAAUUUCCCUACGCCAGUUCACUUUACGAUCCCCGACUUGGUUACCUCACACCUCCGUCUGUGCACUUGCCUGAUUAAGUUCCAGGAUGAUAAUAUCUUCAACCAAAGCGUCGCGGGUCACAUUGACCUAAAUCUAUUAGAUGUAAUAUUAAAGUUAAUACUCUUUCCAGCAUCAGUGCGUCGAAAUGAAUUACUGCAAUGUAAAUCGGAACCUUCAGCAACAUCUGAAACUCUAACAUCAGGUAACACUCUAGUUUCAAUUUGCAAGGCCUUGGCCCCACCACCUCCGUCUGUGGCUAGCUGUGCUUUCAGUCUGUUGGGCCACCUGAUGCUUCACUCGCCUGCUUUAUUUGUGCCUCUCAUUGCCGAUCGGUUGACCAACCUCCUCUUCAAGCCAACACCGAUGUGGCUUUCGUGGGAGACCAUAGAAGAGAAGAACUCUAAUGAUAAUUGCGAAUCUGAAUCAACAUUAGAAUGCUUUGAUGUUGGGCCAUCUUAUGUUGGUCUUAGGAAUCCUGGUUCCCUGUGCUAUAUGAACGCUGUCCUCCAGCAGGUGUUUGCCAUCCUUCCAAUUCGCAACGCUAUCCUCUCUGCCCCUGUCCUGCAGAUUCUCGAAGAAAGUGGCGUUAACACUUCCGAUCUUUACUCGGGUUAUGGUUCUAUUCGAACUGCAAUGAAUGAGACUAGGCUAACACAGCUAUGCUCGCUUUUCGGAUUGCAGGAUAUGUUUGCCUUUCUUGCCUACACUCGGCAAGCUUUUUACGAACCUGUUCAUUUCUGGAAACAUUUCAAACUUUGGGGAGCCCCAACAACCUAUAACGAGCAACACGACGCACAGGAGUUUUUUAGCUGUUUCGUUGACACGAUUGAUGAAGCAUUGAAGCUCUGUGGCAAACCUAAAAUCAUUGAGCAUUACCUGGGAGGGAUAUUUGCGGACCAGAAGGAAUGCUUCCGCUGCCACCAAGUCUAUUCCCGCGAAGAAUCGUUCCUAGCAAUCAGCGUGGAUGUUCAAAAUAGAAUCACCUUAUCGGAAUCUUUGGAAGACUACGUAAAGAGCGACUUGCUUGAGGGAAAUAAUGCCUAUUUCUGUGAGAAGUGUAACAUGAAGGGGGCUGCUCGCAAGCGCACAUGCAUCAAAAGCCUGCCUCAAAUUCUAACUAUUCACCUGAAGCGCUUCAUCUAUGAUUACGAACAAGAUGUCUCUCAGAAAUCGGAUGAUUUCUUUUCCUUCCCAAUGAGUUUGGAUAUGUCACCAUACACAGUGGAAGGUUUGGCAUCUCGUGAUGAACCUUCAGAGGGAAAUACAAACGCUUCCGACAGUCGACCGAUUUCCCCAGCUCCUGAAUCGAACUCAGUCCGACAAGUUACCCGAUACGUACUUCGUGGAGUCGUUGUUCACUCGGGCAAGGCCACUGGUGGUCAUUACUUCUCUUAUAUUCGAAGUCGGGAUCAGAAAACAGGCAAAUACCUUUGGCAUCUGUUUAACGAUUCAAAGGUUUCAGAAGUGGAUUUAAGUUCUGCUGAAAUAAUACACGAUAAAUGGUUCGGUGGUGUUAAUCCGUCUGCUCGUUCCUUUAUCCUUGGGCCCCAUAAGCGCUAUUGGAGUGCAUAUAUGCUCUUUUAUGAGCGAGAGGACUUUAAAGACACAUUUGACUUGCCACAAAUUUCACACUCUUUCCAAUCUCUUUCCAUCUUGGAGAGCAACCAGACUGUUUGGCCUUGUCCGGCGCAUAUUGCAAGAAAAAUUUACGCGCAAGAUGUCGAGUAUUUCAAUAAGAAAGCUCUUACCAGUCACUCCUUCAAAACCUUUAUGUACGGAGUUGUUGAUAGGUUUCAACUUUGUGCUGAAUCGCCAGAGGUAUUAUAUUCUCUAGCCAAUCUCGUCUUUCACUACUGCUUUGAACUACACUUCAAAGAGCCCGGCUUUGAACCCUUUAAAUGGAUCAACCUCCUCUUGAAUUUACUUGAAAAGGACUUUGCCAUUCAAAAGCUUUUUACAGAUAUCGCUGUAUUUUCACCUUUCACCAGUCCUCAUGAUAUUUUUUUCAAGUGUUCUUUUCCGCAGCUUCGCUUCUUAUACACUACUCUCCUCUUUCAAUUGAUGUGUCCAAACAAAGAUGACGAAGGCGCCAAUGAGUUGGCCGAGAGGAUUUUGAAGAAGAUUCUGGAUGAACUGCCGAAUUGCUUUAAAAGUCGGAGUGAUGGACUAGAAGAUUCUUUUAUCGGUCCUUUUACCUUCUGCGAUUCCUAUGGCUUUACUCUUAUGGAUAACGUCAAAAGUUUAAUUAAAAAUUCUUCCGGUGGCCAAUUGUUCUCCUUACUCUUGGAUUACAUGCAAAUGUCGGAUAAAAAUGUUGAACGAUUGGAAAGCCGAGGAGUCCACACUAAUUUGAUUAAAAUUAUAAUGGAAGGUGUUCCGAAAUCAGGUCUUCGAAAAUUAUCCGAAACCACAGUUUCCCUUGCCAACUGUGAUCCACUUAAAUCACAGUUGGAGAAACUGGAAUCAGUCAUGGGCUCUAGGGUAGUUCCAUUUAUUCAAGAGAGCGCACGCAUGUUCAUAAUUUCAGAAGCGGCGCGAGGUCACAUAUCGACUGAAACCAAUCCAGCCCUCUCUUUUGCUCCCUCACAUACCUCAGCCGCUUUCAUCUCAAUCGAUCGAAAUAGGUCCCAUCUCUUCUUCCUUUCCUUUGUCUUAGCUGUGCAUUACUCUCCCAUAAAUCAACUCCUCAAGUGUCUCCAGGUAUUUUUCUGGCGAGCCAGCAAAAAGGAGUCUGCACUGAGUAUCGACUCGAUCCUGGCAGACGUCGAUCUCCCUUCCUUCACAAGGGUCUUAAUCAACAAUUGUGUGAAUCAGGGCUCCGUUAUGACCGUUAUUGCAUUGCUUUUUACACUCAUUCGGAAUUCCCAACCCCGAUCUGAAGUAGUACUAAAAGAGCUGGUUCGCAUAAUUUUCCAACAGAACGAUUUUGGGCCCCAACCGACCGUUUUAGCUGAUUUAUCCAUCAUCAUCCUUAUGGAACUCCUUAACUGCUACGAUGAACCUUGGGAAUAUCGAAUGCUGCUCAUCUUUGAUCAACACCAAGAGAUAGAUAUCUUAAGUUGGAUUUCACUCAAUAAUCCAACUCUUCCAAGGUCUGUUGGACUGAAGCUGUUGAGAUCCAUUGCUGCAAUUACCACCCAGUUCGCAGCAUUUAAGGAAUUCUUUUACAUACACAGUGAAAUCGGCUUACGACUUUAUGAGAUUAUGGAGUCCACUGCGGAGAAUAUAGGCAUUCCCAAUUCGAUCGCAUUCAAGAAAUAUGAAGAAACUCUCUGCCAAGCCCUAGAUGCUCUUCGUGAUUUACAUAAAAGUUCCACUGGAAUUGUUGAUCCUGAUCCUCAGACUUCACUGUCACCAGGAAGUUACAUGGCCAAUGUUUCCAGUCAAUCGCCGCGUAGUUCCACUUCAGAAGAUUAA